This is a messenger RNA of Paramuricea clavata, 4140 nucleotides long. The record is from the annotation of a GenBank genome assembly. Lineage: Eukaryota; Metazoa; Cnidaria; Anthozoa; Malacalcyonacea; Plexauridae.
UGAGAAAAUUCGUUCCAACGCAACACUGAGCUGCUGUAAAUAGUUUAAAAAAGGCAAAACCAGUGGAGAAAACACAACAUUUUUCCAACAACCUUGAAAGUAGGAAAAUGGCGGUAAAGUAUGAAAGUUGCGCUGAGCUGCGUAGUGUAACUGGAAUGAUCUUCGACUCCGGGGAGGUGUAGACUGGGGAUGACAACAUAUACGACACUCUGAUAUUAUUUUUCUCACUGUUAUAUUUUGAAAAAUACAGUAUCAAUGUUGUGGAUUAUUCAAUAAACUUAAAGCUUAUGGAUUCACCGUUAAAUCGGGUACGAAACAGUGUAAAACAUAUGCUGUUAAGAAACGAUAUUUGAAGAAAUAAUAGUGUAAUUGUGUUUGUGUACAAUUUUAUUGAGUCCUAAUACAGUAUCAUUUAUAAGCGUACUAUAUACCAUGUUUAUUUAUCAGGCACAUAGACAAGAAAGAAAAGCAGAAAAACUCAUUUCUGGCAAGAAGUAUAUGGAGGCACUGGCUUGUUAUGAAAUUUCUUCUGGUUUGAAUAUAUAUAUUUCUACUUAAAAAAUACAAUUUAUAUUAUGUUUACAGUAGCCAGUAGCCUUUAUAUAUUUUACCGGCGUACUUAAUCGAUAAUCGAUGAGUAUCAAUAUCUAUCAAUACCAAUCGAUAUUUAUCAAUCGAUUGAUAUUGGAAAUCGAUGAAUAAUCGAUGGCUUCUUUUACUGUGACUUUCAUCGAUUGAUCAUCGAUUUAUUAAUUUUCAUUGAUGAAAAAAUCCUCAGUUAAUAUGCAUGCAAUCAAACAGGCAACGCCGUAAUUUAAUUAAUACAUACUUUAUUACUUUAAUGUCGUAACAAACUCAAAUGUGAACGGAAUUCAGUAACAAUGGAUUAAAUUAAGUUUUCAUCUUGCUAUAAUACAGAUCAAAUACAUGUGUACAUUCGAAAAAUGAGAACAUAUUUACUAUUUAGCUCGAACACGCCGACACGCGGCGAUUAUUUAGGAUAUAAAUCGAUAAAAAUCGAAAAAGCAUUUUGUCGAUAAAAAUCGAUAAAUAUCGAUGAAUAUCGAUAAUAAUCGAUAAAAUUGGCUAUAACUUUUUGUGACUAUCGAUUGGUCAUCGAUUGAUCAAUGUCAAUCGAUAUCAAUUAAGUAAUUAGCAUCGAUUACCAUCGAUAUCAAUUAAGUAAUUAGCAUCGAUUACCAUCGAUUGAUCAAUUGGAUUUCCAAUGAUCGGUGUUUAUCGAUUAAGUACGCCGGGAUAUUUUGUAAACAUCAACUUCAGAAAUAUUUAUACACAUAGAAUCUCUGAAUUCGAUUUACUUUCAAAAUAUGUGUCAAAUUCCCGGGGACAGGGAUAAAAAACAUGUGAAAAUGCCCCGCAGCAGUAGCAAAUCCCCCACCCCGGGGACAGCUGGACUAUUUGGCUAGGAAGAGUAGGUUAUCCAACUACUCAAAAAUAAAGAGAAUACUUUCUUCAAUGUUUUGAGCGAAUGCCCUCUGAUUAAUAUAUCGCCCAAAUAUUUUACCUGCAUUGCAGGCUACCAAGUAUUGUGUGUCAUACUCUGGCGCAUUUUAUUGUUGUCAUGCUCUAACAUAUUUAUUUUUAAAGUUGUACAACUUGACUGCAUGGGUUUAUAUUGAAUUUUCUAUCAUGGAAGAAUUUGAGGGGAAAAACAUGAAGUUUGUUUUGUUUUAUAUUAUUACCAAGUUGUCGGUGAUCGUAAAACCUCCAAUUCCUAUAUUUCAAAUACCCCGCUCCCGGGCAAAGGUUUGAGUUCAAAUGCCCAACCCCCGGAACGUGUUUUACAGGAAAAUGCCCCGCAGUAGCCCCGGGGAGGGGGGACGGGCAUGCUUGGAUUUGACUGAUGCAUAAAGGACCGUCUACAAAUAGAUACCAUCCCACUUUGUGGACUUGUUUUCUGUGAUUACUUUAACCCCCUACCCCAUUGCGGAUCAUUUAACGUCAGUAGUAGUUCACCCAAUUUUUUAACUAUCAUGGAUUCUGAGUUAACCGCUUCCCCCCUUAGCCCUUCUAAAGGUCUAUGAUGCAGGUAGCCUGUACACUAGGGCAUGUACUAAAACCUGAAACAACGAAAAACAUAACAAACCGGAACAAAACCACAGGAAAUUGUCCGGAACCAGCAAAACCAAAAUUGAAUACGACCGGAACAAAGUAGUAGAACACAACUGGAACAAUAGUUAUUUCACUGACUUUCUACAGACCACUGCAGCUCCAAAUGAUUAUGAACUUGGUCAAUGGUAACACCCUGAACCAUCAGACCAUGGGUCACAAUGAGAACCCCCCCCCCCUACCAGAUCUGGUUGGAUCCAUCCCUGCCACCUAUUUUACAAAAAUUGUCAUAACCAUGAUUUAUACAAAUUAUUGUUCUGACUUUCUCUGACAGGUUACAUGACAGAGGCAAUGAAAACAACUACAGCUUCCCAGGUAAGAUUUGUUUUAUCUGAAUAGAAAUCUUCAGAUUUCCAGUCCAAAACUCAUAUUGUAAAUAUUUAAAAUAUUUAGAAGCAGAGAACGUCUGAAUAUUUACUAUGAAUCAUCCUGGUUAGCUUUCCACAUUUUUUAACAGUAUAUUUUAUUGAUAAACAAUCAUGUCGGGGACGGAUCUACCAUAGGGAUGCAGAGGGGUGCGCGCCCCACCUAGUAGUGUCCAGCACCGGCCCGCCUCCCCCCCCCCCCAAAGCCUGGUUUCCACAUAGUCGUACCUGUCGUGAACAUACGUGUCACGAACGUGUCGUGAAGUGUUUGUUGUGAAUGACACUGUCGCAAGUUAAUUUCCUACCAAGGGAUCGUACAAGCAGCUGGCGGCAGUUUUUAUAAGACAAACAUGGUUUUCCCCAAGGGGACUUUUGCCCCCCUCCUGAUUGUUGCAAAACUGUUUCCUGAUUGUUGUUUUUCUGUUUCCAUUAACACAUAACCAUCACGACAUGUUUUUAGCCUAGCUGUCACAACUGUCGUUGAGAUACUCGAUCACUGGAGCCUACAGUUACGACCAUACGGAAACCAGACUUCAGUUAAAUUUCAUGGUUAAAUACAUUUCGAGGUUGUUAUACAGCCAUAUUUUCAAAUAUACUGCACAUUAACAAGCAAAUUUACUGUAUUUUACCACAGCAACUCACUGUCCAGUCACACAUACAUGAUACAGUAAAAAGCUGAUAUAAAUUUUAUAAAAAAAAAGAUAAUGUAAAACGUAACAGAACGGCGACCAUGCAGAUUUGCACCCAUCUUGAAUAAUGGUAAUGUUUAGAUAUAGUGGCAUUGCAGACUGCAGAGGAGAGUGGGCAGUAAGACUCCCUUAUGCAGCAAGUACCCCAUUGAAAACCUGCACCCCUCCUUGCAGAUGAGGCUGCUGUAGAUCUGCCCCUGCUCCAUGUACAUUAAAAAUUAACUUUUUUAUUUCUUAGGCUUUAAUUUCAAUGCAGUUGCAGUAUGAGGAUUAUUUACGAAAACAGAAGUUGCUUCGGUUUAUGAUAGAAAGGAUGGCUCAUACUAAAAUGAAAACCGAAAAUUUUGUAGAAACAAAAGUGACAUUGGAAACAAAUAAUAAACUGGAUAAUUCUGAAGUUUUAUGCCAAGAAAGCAAUGAUUCAAGUCUUGAUCUCUCUGUACAAUCAAGUCAAGGGAUACUGGCGGAUGAGCCGGAGAAAACUGUUUGUCAAUCUAGUGUAGAGGAUUUACAAAUGCAAGUCUUGUCGCUAACACAAGCAUUAGAGGACUCUAAUAGGGAAAAUAAUCAUUUAAGAAAUAUAGUGAUACGCUUUAAAGAAGUAUUGCAUGAGAAAUUUGGUCUUACGCAAGACGAAAUUGAGGCAAUGUUAGUUAAUAAUGAAGCUCAACAGUCACAAUCUAAGACUCCGUCUGUACGUAAUGAAAACAUUGAUGAAAGAGAUGCAUUAGAAAAUAUGUAGAAUAGUAGUAAAUAAUGAAAAAUGUCCAAAAAUACUGCUAGAACAUAGGACUUUUAUCAGAAUAAUGAAAUCCUGUGGUAUUUUUGUUCAUGCACCUAAUUUGUAAAACACAACAAUCACGUCAAUCGUUCAAAUAGGUCCUCCUCUCAAAUAAGCCCCCAUCUCUGAUGCCUCUGAUAGGCCCCCUCCCCUGUUUAGAGGAAUAAUUGUACGC